AUGUCUUACCAACAGCAGCAGUGCAAACAGCCCUGCCAGCCUCCUCCUGUGUGCCCACCCCCAAAGUGCCCUGAGCCCUGUCCUCCCCCAAAGUGCCCUGAGCCUUGUCCUCCACCAAAGUGCCCUGAGCCCUGUCCUCCCCCAAAGUGCCCUGAGCCAUGCCCCCCUCAGCCAUGCCAGCAGAAAUGCCCUCCUGUGCAACCUCCUCCACCCUGCCAGCAGAAGUGCCCACCCAAGAGCAAGUGA
Nannospalax galili (Upper Galilee mountains blind mole rat) is the source of this 246-nucleotide messenger RNA. Its product is annotated as small proline-rich protein 2D-like. Lineage: Eukaryota; Metazoa; Chordata; Mammalia; Rodentia; Spalacidae. The transcript has a single exon. Gene Ontology annotation, cellular component: cornified envelope. The record is from RefSeq and is a predicted model, not a curated record. Bases 1 to 246 code for a protein of 81 amino acids.